AUGACGCGCCGCUGGUGCUGCACCCCGGGGCGCAUUGACGGGCAGCCCUCCUUGAGCGAGCUGGAGUGCCCGCGUGGGCCGAAGCGGCGGACUGGGACCAAAGUGGUGCCGUGGACGCCGACUCGGGUCAGAACUCGUGGCUUCUACCAGCACUGCUGUAGGGCCACGGAGCCGGGGCUGUUUGCUGUGGGCUGCCCAAAGUGGGCGAGGUUGCGGCUGGGAGGCCCGCCCACGGACAGGACGUCCAGCCUUCACACGGCUCGGCGCAACAGCGAGUUCAAGUUCCUUCAGCCGUUCCUGCCCAGCCUCGCCGCGCAGGCACAGAGCACGGGGGUGGCUGGCAACCAAUCGCUGACGAUUUCCCUCCUGCGCCCUCAUGCUUAUGAGGGGAUGCUGAUCUUCGAUGAGCCCCGGAAUUCACGUUACACCCUCGCCUUCGAGCUGCUGCUCUCCGACCCGCUGCAGUUCUUUCCCAUCGAGGUGUCUGUGGAGGACAUCAAUGAUCACUCGCCGGUAUUCCCGGAGGAACGAGUGACCUUUAAGAUUUUGGAAAAUAGUGAACCUGGCUUACAUUUCCCCGUGGAGGCUGCUCAGGACCUGGACAUUGCCAGUAAUGACAUUCAGGCUUACAGCAUCAAUCCUAAGAACGAGUAUUUCAGAGUCUUCAUUCAGAGUGAGACUGCUAAGUUUAUAGAAUUGGUUUUGGAAAAGUCUCUGGACAGAGAGAAGCAGCCAGAGAUGGAUUUAAAUCUUAUUGCCAUAGAUGGGGGUUCUCCACCCAGAACUGGUUCUACACAAAUCCACAUUGUUGUUCUGGAUGCAAAUGACAAUGCUCCAGUCUUCACACAGAAAGUCUACAGUGGGCAUGUUUUCGAAAAUGCUCCAGAGGGCUCUGCAGUUCUCAAAGUGGUGGCCAACGAUGCAGAUGAGGGUGUUAACGGAGACAUCUCAUAUCAGUUCAGCCAAUCAGCUGAACAUUCACUGUUUACAGUUAAUUCCAGAACGGGUGAAAUUAUAAUUGAAAAGCCUUUGGACUUUGAGACCACAAAAAAACAUGAGUUCACUGUGCAGGCAAUUGACGGUGGGGGUCUCUCAUCCAUGUGCAAUGUGAUAGUGGAGGUGAUAGAUGUGAAUGACAAUGCACCAGAGAUCGUGGUCAGUUCCUUCAACAGCCCACUCCUUGAGAAUGUAGCUCCUGGGACAGUUGUAACCCUGUUUGCUGUCAGAGAUCAGGAUUCCGGCGUGAAUGGAGAGAUUACAUGUGCCCUUGAAGAACAGCUCUCCUUCUCCCUCAAGCAAGCUUUCAAGAAUUACUAUGAGCUGGUGACAGUCAGCGCAUUGGACCGUGAGGAAACAGCCCAGCACAUCGUGGUUGUCACGGCAGCAGAUGCAGGCUCUCCUUCUCUCACCACCACCCACACCUUCACCGUGGACGUCUCCGACGUGAACGACAACGCACCCGUGUUCAACCAGACCUCGUACACCAUGUACGUGCGUGAGAACAACGUCCCCGCGCUGCUCGUCGGGGCCCCAGAACGUCUUGAUGCAAGUUUCAUGCAUGCCAGGUAA
This is a messenger RNA of Coturnix japonica (Japanese quail), 1569 nucleotides long. The record is from RefSeq and is a predicted model, not a curated record. NCBI's taxonomy places the organism in Eukaryota, Metazoa, Chordata, Aves, Galliformes, Phasianidae.